AUGGAUCUCUCGCCUCCCCUCCCCCAGCGUGAUGGCAUGGAAGGUUACGGGUGGACUCUGUACGAUACUCGCACCGGAGGAAGCCAAACCAUCCAUGACAGCGUGCUCCAUUUGGAUCUCACCACUGAGUUUUUCAAGUCUGACGAUGGUCUUAGCUGGAGUGCCCGCGUGAAGGGUGUUCCCAGGGCAGAUGCACCAGCAAGCCCCAAGACCGCGCUCAUAUUUCAUGCUGCAUUAGAGAAUGCGGAAACCCUCCCUGCAGAUAAGACCCUCAAAUGUACCAACGACGCAAGCACGGGCGCGGAUGAAAGUGUCAAAUGCACUGGUGCAGUUCCCGAACUCGGCUCAGUCGAUCUCCACCAGAUUGGAGAUGCUCAGAACAAAAUCAUACAAGGACCUGCUGUGAAGAGUGUGUCGAUGGCUGAAGACAAGAUAUGGCAAGCCAAGGCCGUGUUUUCCGAUGUGUUGAAGGCUACCGAGGGAGAUAGCCUGGUGGUUAAUGAACCAGGGGAAGGCAACAUGCAUUUCUCGCAGCUGGUGCUCGAGGGCCCCUUUUCGAUCACAUUUGCAUUUCGAUCCAAUACCGGCACGUUUUUACCCUCCGAUGCUAUCGAUAACCUCGGGAAUCAGUUGAAUACGUCAUUCGCGGCCAUUCUCGAUAAAGUCUUCCCAAGAACAGCUCCGUACGAGGGUGAUGCUUAUGAGGACUUCACACGUUCCCUGAUAUCGAACCUCCUCGGAGGCAUGGGUUUUUUCCAUGGCGAUGAAAAGGUCGACGAAACCCAUGCUCCUGAGUACGAGGAGCUAGAUCUUAAUUUCUGGGAGAAGGCGGCUGAGAAGUGGUUGAACCUGAUGGACGAGGAUGGCUGGAUUGGCCGUGAGCAGAUUCUUGGACUAGAGGCCCGCAGCAAAGUGCCUACGGAAUUCCAAACCCAGUAUCCUCAUUACGCCAAUCCGCCAACUCUUUCCUUAUUACUUACCAACAUCAUCUCUAAAGUAACCAAGAAGACACCAUAUAAUGGUCACUCGUCGAAAUACACGACCUCUUCCCAGGACGCACAGUCAUUGGUGAAAGAGCUGCUUCCUCUCUUUGACCGCCAUUAUAACUGGUUUCGCCGUACUCAGGCGGGGAACUUGACUGCGUACUCACGUCCUGGUGGGGUCAACUCGGAGGCGUACCGCUGGAAAGGUCGCUAUCCUGGUCACACACUUACCAGUGGCCUGGACGACUAUCCUCGGGCCGAACCACCGCAUCCAGGUGAACUUCAUGUCGAUGCGCUUGCAUGGGUCGGCGCCUCGGCCAGGGCGCUGCAACAAGCGGCUGAGUUUCUCGGGGAAGACAGCUCGGUGUACAAGGGUCAACUGGAUGCUGUACUCCAAAAUCUAGACGUAAUACACUGGAACACAGAACAGUCUGCGUACUGUGACAGCACUAUUGGAGGAGACGGCCAGUUCCAGCAUGUCUCUGUCCUGGACCUGAUUUCCGACUCACAAAAGGUCUUGUCGCCUUUCGGUCUACGGAGUCUCAGUGCCGCGGACGAAAAAUACGGGACGGAAGAGGAUUAUUGGCGUGGCGCGGUUUGGAUGCCGCUCAACGUACUUGCCGUUCUUCGCCUCCAUGGUAUGGGGAGCACUACCUCCGAAGGGAAACGAGCAAACGCUCUGGCUGCGAAGCUUAGGAAACGGCUCGUAAACACAGUCUAUGAUAGCUGGAAGUCGACUGGCUUCGUCUGGGAGCAGUAUAAUGACAAGACGGGCGCUGGACAGAGAAGCAGGGCUUUUACGGGAUGGACAGCUUGCAUUAUCCUCUUGAUGGGUCUCGAAGACGCUGCACCCUCCAUGGCUGAUUCGGACGCCCCAGAGGCCUGUCGUCGGUUUGGAGGGCGUUGUCGAUCGUGGUAUUUGGAGAGGACUAGACAGGUGGAGGGCUACGAGGUCAUAGACCUUGACGAUUUGCACGAGUCGGAUACAGAAGAGAGGAGCAGAUGA
Diaporthe amygdali is the source of this 1989-nucleotide messenger RNA. RefSeq lists its product as uncharacterized. The record is from RefSeq and is a predicted model, not a curated record. Gene Ontology annotation, molecular function: Glc3Man9GlcNAc2 oligosaccharide glucosidase activity. The coding region runs from base 1 to 1989 and encodes 662 amino acids. Gene Ontology annotation, cellular component: endoplasmic reticulum membrane. NCBI's taxonomy places the organism in Eukaryota, Fungi, Ascomycota, Sordariomycetes, Diaporthales, Diaporthaceae. The transcript has 8 exons. Gene Ontology annotation, biological process: oligosaccharide metabolic process; protein N-linked glycosylation.